ACACAUAGCCAUCUGUCCAGGAGCUGAGCAUCCUUCCUCCUCUCUGGAGAAGCGUGGUCUUCCUCAGGAGGCGACAUAUAGUGACCCUCGUGUGAUCGCCUGAGGCGCUCGCAGGCAGGAUGCUGCCACCAUCCUCAUCCUCUGGUCGUGCAGCCUGGCCGGGAUGCCGCAGAGCAGCUCCUCAGUCUGGAACAAAGAGCUGGAGGCAGCGGUGACUCAUUGCGCACGGUCAGUUGCUCCAGGUUCGGCUUCGGUGCCGUUCGGCCGCGGACGAUCGAUACCCCUGAGCCUCAUAUUCUGCUGGAAGGCGUGGCUUGGUGUCACCGACACUAGGCUGAAUUUUCCAUAUUCAUCCUCCAUCUCCUGAACAGUAGCGCGGGACAUCAAGGGGGCUGCAGAAACGUUCUGAUUUUCUGUUCAUCUUUGAAGUACACACGAUUUGAAGAUCCAAGUAUUAAAUUCAGGAUGGGAACUAAUCCAGAAAGGACAGUGACAGUCCAGAUGGUGCCUCAGCUGGCUGUGGUGGACCCACUGGCCAAUAAGGAAACCAAUGCCAACUCGGGUAAUGAGCCACACCUCAAAGUGUCUCACAGCCUUCCAACAUCUCCCAAUCAGCAGGAUAACCUGACUAUUUCAGGAGAAGCUGCCAACACUGCCCAACGUAUCCACAAAUCCUCAGCAAAGGGAGGUGAAUCAGUUAGCGUUGCAGUGGCAAACAUGCCAGCAGAAGGCAGCGGGAAGCAGACGCACUCUGGACCUCAGGCAGCUGGUGAACAGUGCUCAGCUAACCUGUCACUGACAAACCAAGAUGAAAGUAAGAUAAAAAAUGAGACCCAGGAUGCUAACACUAACAGAAAUACAUCUCAUGGAGCCGAUGCAUGUGCACCAGGUUUAUCGACUGCAGCCAAAGUUUCAAAGGUUGACGGGAGCAGCAACGACUGCAGUAUGAUCAGGAUGAGUUCACUAGAGGCAGUUCCUGUGCAGCUGGCAUGUUCACCGAAAGCACAAGAGAGCAGUAAUAAAAAUAAACAUUGCAACACCAGUGAAUUAGAAAAUGCAGCAUCUACAUCUAAACAGGAUAUUAAGGUUCCUCAAAACAAAUCUAAUGUUGUAAUUAAGAAAACCCAGGAGCAAGAUAAUUCACAAAUGUGCCCAUCAAGCACUGUAUGUACAAAACCUAAAGAGAAGAAGGAAAACGUAGCCCUCAUCACCUCUACUAAACCUCCACCAACAAGUUCAGCAGCAGAAAUCACUACUGCAGUUAAAAAUGCAUCGUCACAUUCAGAGAGGGAUUUCCCCGCAGUAACAACAACACAGCUGUCCUCCAAUAAACUUCACCCUGCAUCUUCACAGAAAAAUUCAUCCAGUGUGGUUCAGGAGGAAAACAAUAAGCCUACAUGUGGGCAGGUGUCUGAGGACCGCCGCCAGAUUGAAACAGCUCUCUUUGCUGGAAAGCAGAAUGGAGCACUCUACAGGGAUGCCUCCACCAUGACCUCAUUGGUGCCGCCAGACAAACAGUGUCAUGAUAUGGAGGUCCAGGCUGUAGCAAACACUUCGAGUAAAGCUGUGGGUACAAGUCCCAGUCUGAUGCCUUUCGCUUCCACUCGCAGACUGAGCAGUGGCAGUGGGGUCUCAAGGGACGAGGAGCAAUGUCUCACUGUGGCAUUCCCUGUCCAUGAAGGUGUGGCUCCGUGUCAGAGCUACACACCUUCCCUUUCUCCCAUUGAGAGACUCACUGUAGAGGCAGAGAUGUGUCCCAAACAAACUGCAGGUUUUUGCUCACCAACUGUGCCCCAACAGCUUGACUCCAGGUUAGGAGCCAAGCCAAAGGAACCUGGAUCCUCUCUGAGUAGCAUUCAGCCAGUUUAUCAAAUUAGCAUUGAACAUGGCAACCACAAGAAGGAAACAGUUGAAAUAUCUUCCACCGGUGCAGCUGGCUCUCUGAAAGCUUCCCCGGAGACAGCCAGUGCUUCUGUUGACAGAGACAAUGCUGCGCUCUCUCAGGGUCUGCAAGCAGCCACAACAAAAACAAAUACAGCAACAAAGUCAGCCGAACAAGAGGUAAAGCCAAGCAGGAACGAGGAGGAAGAUGAUCAGACGGGAUCGCAGAAGGACAAGAACGUCCAUGAGGUUGUCUGGGAUGAACAAGGGAUGACGUGGGAGGUCUAUGGUGCAUCGGUAGACCCAGAAUCGCUGGGAUUCGCCAUUCAGAGCCACCUGCAAUGUAAGAUCAGGGAGCAGGAGAGGAAGCUGAUUGCCCAGACCUCCUUCAGAAAGUCCAUCUCUGGCGUAGAUUCCCCGCAGCGUGGGAAAAAGAAAAAAAGGAGGGAACAGAACAUUUUCAGGUCAAUGCUGCAAAAUGUCAGAAGGCCCAACUGCUGUGCGCGGCCCCCUCCCUCCUCCGUCCUUGACUAGCCCUGCACCAAGGUGGCCAGCAUGAGGUGCCGCUCUUUCCCUGGAGGUCACACUGUCUGUCCUCCCUCUGUCAGGACUGUGAUGCCAAGUGAAACAUUAAUGGGACGUCGGGGUCCUUCUAUGUGAGUAUACUGGAAUGUUGUAGCAGAAAAAAAGUCCUCAUAUUUGUGACGUUUGUAAACAAACAUUGUAGGAUAUAGAAGCAUAAAAUAAAGAUAUUUUCUAGAAAUAGAAUCUAAUAAAAAGAGACAAAACACUUUUUAAAAAAAACUAUAGUUAGAGGCAUGUAUCUUUGCUUCAAAUGCUUUAUGAUGACAUGAAUUACACAAUAAUAUGGAAUCUUCUACUGUCAGACAUGGUUUGUGCAAAUAUACUGAGUUGAAAUCUCAUUUGUUGGAUGUUUAUAUGGAGUCUGGGAGAUUUUUGUGUCAUGCAUUUGUGUGUUUUUCACCUGUGCCGUGGCAAAAAAGGGGAAGCACUGUAUACACACAUAAAUAUUAUGUUGAAUCUCUGUUAUU
Messenger RNA from Cyprinodon variegatus (sheepshead minnow), 2933 nucleotides. RefSeq names its product G protein-regulated inducer of neurite outgrowth 3-like (gene gprin3b). The record is from RefSeq and is a predicted model, not a curated record. Gene Ontology annotation, cellular component: plasma membrane. Gene Ontology annotation, biological process: neuron projection development. The transcript has 2 exons. Lineage: Eukaryota; Metazoa; Chordata; Actinopteri; Cyprinodontiformes; Cyprinodontidae. The coding region runs from base 466 to 2415 and encodes 649 amino acids.